This is a messenger RNA of Zonotrichia leucophrys gambelii, 2784 nucleotides long. RefSeq names its product synapse differentiation inducing 1 like (gene SYNDIG1L). Gene Ontology annotation, cellular component: intracellular membrane-bounded organelle; membrane. The transcript has 4 exons. Bases 508 to 1233 code for a protein of 241 amino acids. NCBI's taxonomy places the organism in Eukaryota, Metazoa, Chordata, Aves, Passeriformes, Passerellidae. The record is from RefSeq and is a predicted model, not a curated record.
GGCACUGGGUCUUUCCCUCGCUGGGGGAGUGGGAAGGGCUGUGCCCUGGGAAAUGCAGCGAUCCAGAGAGAAAGGCGAGAGUUUGUGCCGCGCUCUCGGAGGCAGCAGGAGAGGCAGUCACGUCGGGAGCAGCGGCGCGGCUCCCCUCGGCCAGCCCUCGAGCCGCUGAUCGCAGCGGCGCCGAUCGAGCGCGGCUCUGCGGAGGUGCAGCGGCUCCGGCCGCGCCGCUCCCGCCGGCCCCGCCGCGCCCCGCGCACCGCCCGGGGCUCCGCGCUCCCGCCGCUCCCGCCGCUCCCCGGCCGCGGCCCGGCCCGCCGCAGGGCCGCCCACCCGGCCACAGGCCGCGGCGGGGCCGCCGAGCGCUGCCGGCCGCCGUCAUGCCCGCCGCCGCCUCUCCGCUCCCGCCGCCGGCGCUCCAACUUGGCGGGUGAGCCCUUCCUCGGCAAGCAGCCUGCUCCGUGCCACCCCUCUGCUCCUGCAGGAUCUCCCCCCAGCACCGCCGGCAGCAUGGAGAGCGUGCGUGAGCUCCAAAACCCGCUCCUGGCCAAGCCCAACGGCCACCUGGGCAACAGCUAUUCCUACCACCAGCACCACAGCCAGGACUACCCCAGCCAUCGCUGCCAGGGGAAACUCUAUUCCUACAUAUUCCAAAACACUGGUGGUGCCAGGACUCACCAGCUGCUGGAUGCCAGUUCCCUGCAGCUGGCUGUUGAGGCUUUGUACGGCCCCAGCUUCAUCCUCGUGAAGGAUGAGACUGCCCUCAAGGCCAAGGACAGCAAGAUGGAAAGCUGCGAGACCACUUUUACAGAGAGCAAAGAGUCUUCAUCUGAAGCUCCUGAAGGGCAAGAGGCACAAGGGUCCUGCCUGGUAGAGAGUGACAUCCGUAUCCAAACUGUUUCCUAUGAGGUGGAGGAAGAGGAGCUCCAGGAAUAUGAGAGCGACUCCUCCAGCGACAGCGAAAGCGAGGAUCACUUCCUGAUGCUGCCCCCUCGGGACCACUUGGGCUUGGCCCUUUUCUCCAUGCUCUGUUGCUUCUGGCCCCUGGGGAUUGCUGCCUUCUACUUCUCCCAAGGGACCAGCAAGGCUGUCUCCAAAGGAGAUUUUCACCUGGCCAGCUCAGCUUCCCGCCGAGCCCUGUUCCUUGCGGCGCUCUCCAUCACCAUUGGCACGGGAGUGUACAUCGGCGUGGUGGUAGCACUGAUUGCUUAUCUCUCCAAAGGGGGCCACGUGUAGCUGCCACCUGCAUGUCACUGCCAUCCCUGGCCGCUGACCCUGCUGGGAUUGAGCUUUCCUGCGGAGCACAGAGCACCGGGGCCUGCGAGGGCUGCUUGCACAGCAGGGCCCAGCAUGGAUGUCCUGCGCAGGUUUCUUCCUCUUGCAGACAAACAGUGGACUCCUGUUCUCCCUGAGGCUGUGGCAUGUGACCAUCUAACAGCAGGGAAUUGAGCACCAGCCUGGCUGCUGGGACAAGGAGGAGCACAUUUGCCCGGUGGAAGAUGUGCAGGAGAGAAACCACACGCUGCUGCUGGGCUGGUGCAACCACCCCAGUCGGGGGCUACAGCUUCCCCUCCCAGCCCCGCAGCUGGGAGAUCCAUCCCUUGCCCAGGCUUGGCCCAUGAAGGGUGCACACAGGGAGAAGAGGGGGUAUGGUGCCAGGGAAUGACUGCUGCUUCUCCUGGGAGGCCAGAGUCCUGGUGGGGUCUCCAGACUCCUGUGAUGGGGACAACAUUCCCACUUCAGUGCCAUGGGGUGGCCUGACCCCUCAGCUGCAGUGAAGUAGGAGGACAGAGCAUGGACAAGACCAACAGGCAUGCUCUCUGCAGACAGACAGACCCCUGAUCCACAGGAGAACAUCCCAAGGAGGAAGGCAGGCUGGUGGCUGCACACCAUCUCUCCUGUAGUUGGCACAAGCUGGUAGAGACAGCAAGGUUUUCCCUGUGUUAAUAGUGACUGCCAUGGUGAUCCCAAGGCAGAGCCCUCAUAAGGUUGCUGUCCCAGAGUGCUGGGCCCUCAAAAGUUUUGUAAUGGAAAUCUCUACCUAAGAAGUGUCCUGGGAGGCGUGCUGGCCUUGAAGAAUUCCACUCCUUGUGCUAGGUCAGGGCCCUGCACAGAAAGAGGGAUGGGAAAAAAAGGCUGACAAAACCUGCAGAAUCUGGGGUGGGAGUGCUGUUUGCGAGGGGAUGAGAUCCAGAGAAGGAGGAGACGUGGAAGGAGCCUGAGACACAGGGUGACCUCAACACACUCCUUCCCAUGCCUUGGAGAGAGGAAUCUCCAUCCAUCCAAAAGCAUCUGGUAACAAGGAAAUACCAAGCACCCCCUGCCAUACAUCUUACUUUUGCUUAUUUGUAUAUUGUCAGCAACACACGAAAUGCUUCAGAAGUGGGUAUGAAGGCAGUGGUUGCCCCAAAGGGCUGGAGCUAAGAAGCCAUGCCUCACCCCCACUCCCCAGCAUCCACCUUUGACCACCCUCCUCUCUCUGGCUCUCCUGUUGCCUCUUUCCCCAUGUGCAGGAGACUGCAGGCAGGCUCUGGGCAUCCCUCACCCCCUUCCCAGAGUUUCUGGGCAGGCUGCAGCCAGCUUUGCAAGAGAUGCAGCAUGUUCCUCCAGCUGGGUGCCAUUCAAAUGUACAUUUCAUCCUAAAGAAGCAUGUUAAUGUCUGCGAUCGCCAUUGUACUUGAGCCAUAAAAGAGAGAAGUGCAUCAGAGACCUGUACAGAAGCUGGUCUGAAAGUUCCCAUUAUGUUUUUUAACAUGGAAGAACUAAUAAAAAAAGCAGGAGAAAAUA